Molecule: messenger RNA, 3822 nt
Organism: Elephantulus edwardii (Cape elephant shrew)
Lineage: Eukaryota; Metazoa; Chordata; Mammalia; Macroscelidea; Macroscelididae
Gene: NUP153
Product: nucleoporin 153kDa
Exons: 21
Coding region: 1-3822 (1273 amino acids)
Biological process (GO): protein import into nucleus; RNA export from nucleus
Cellular component (GO): nuclear pore
Molecular function (GO): structural constituent of nuclear pore
Source: RefSeq, a predicted model, not a curated record
AUGGCCUCCGGAGCCGGAGGACUUGAUGGGGGCGGCGGCGGCGGCGGCGGCAAGAUCCGGACGCGGCGGUGCCACCAGGGGCCAAUUAAGCCUUACACACAGGGGCGACGACAGCACCAGGGCAUUCUUAGCAGGGUUACAGAAUCUGUUAAGAAUAUUGUCCCUGGAUGGCUGCAGAGAUAUUUCAGCAAGAAUGAAGAUGUCUGCACCUGCUCAACAGAUACACAUGAAGUGCCACAUUGGCCAGAAAAUAGGGAAGAUGACCAUCUCGUGUAUGCUGAUGAAGAGAGUGCUAAUGUAAAUGAUGGAAGGAUCACUCCUGAGCCAAUAAUCAGUAAUACAGAAGAUCCCUCAACAACUAGUACUGCUUCAAAUUAUCCAGAUGUAUUAACAAGGCCUUCUCUUCAUCGGAGUCAUCUGAAUUUCUCCAUGUUGGAAUCCCCUACGUUACACUGUCAGCCCUCCACCUCCUCGACAUUCCCAAUUGGCAGUUCUGGAUUUUCCCUUGUAAAGGAAAUCAAAGAUUCUACCUCUCAGCAUGAUGAUGACAACAUCUCAACUACCAGUGGCUUUUCUUCAAGAGCCUCUGAUAAAGAUAUAGCUGUUUCAAAGAAUACAUCAGUGCCACCUCUGUGGUCCCCAGAGGCUGAACGUUCUCAUUCACUGUCACAGCACACUGCCACCAGCUCAAAAAAACCAGCAUUCAACUUGUCUGCCUUUGGAGCAUUUUCCCCUUCUCUUGGGAAUUCUUCAAUCCUUAAAACAAGUCAGCUUGGAGAUUCUCCUUUUUAUCCUGGAAAAACAACAUAUGGUGGGGCAGCAGCUGCUGUAAGACAGUCCAAACUACGAAGUACACCAUAUCAGGCACCAGUGAGAAGACAGAUGAAAGCUAAGCAACUGAAUGCACAGUCCUAUGGUGUGACUAGUUCAACAGCCCGGCGAAUAUUGCAGUCUUUAGAGAAGAUGUCAAGUCCUCUGGCGGAUGCAAAACGAAUUCCAUCAGUUUCUUCGCCCCUAGAUUCUCCUCUUCAUAGGAGUGGGAUAGAUUAUACAAAUUUUCAGGCCAGAAGAAAGAAGGUGGACUCUCAGUAUCCCCCUGUUCAGAGGCUCCUGAUCCCCAAACCAGCCUCCCUAGCACCGAAUCGAGCUGUUUAUUUUAAACCUUCUUUGACUCCAUCUGGUGAAUUGAAGAAGACUAAUCAGAAAAUAGAUAAAAAGCACAAUAUUGGAUGUGAAAAAAAUUCGACAUCAGGACAAAAUAGAGAAGAAGAAAGUGAUUUUUCAUACCCAAAUUUCAGUAUGCCUGCAGCCAAUGGAUUAUCUUCUGGAGGUGGCAAGAUGAGACGAGAGAGAACACGCUGUGUUCCCUCUAGACCUUUAGAGGAUGAGGAAAUGGAAGUACCAGUGUUACCGAAAAUCUCCCUACCGAUAUCCAGUUCUUCACUUCCUAUCUUCACUUUUAGUCCCUCGACAACCACAAUUUCCUCUUCGUCACCCAUCAGCCCUUCAGAAUCAUUAACUAAUAAGGUACAAAUGACCUCUCCGAGCAGUACUGGCAGUCCUUUGUUUAGAUUUUCAUCUCCAAUUGUAAAAUCUACUGAGGCAGAUGUACUACCUCCAUCAUCUAUUGGAUUUACAUUUAGUGUGCCUGUUGCAAAAACAGCAGAACUUUCUGGCUCCAGGAGUACUUCAGAACCAAUUACGAAUAAUUCAGCACAAGAUACUGCUUCACUGAACAGUACUAGCUGUGUGACAAAACGAGAUGAAGAUUGUGAGGGUCCCUUUAAACCUGCCAAAGUCCUGAAAGAAGGAAGUGUCCUAGAUGUUUUGAAAAACCCUGGUUUCAUGUCACCGAAGGUAGAUUCUCUUGCUGCUCAGCCUACAACAGCAAGCCCUGUAGUUUAUACAAGACCAGCAAUAAGUAGCUUUUCUUCUAGUGGAACUGAGCUUGUGGAAAAUUUGAAGGUUGGAACAUCAUGGCAGUGUGACACUUGUCUACUCCAGAACAAAAUGACUGACAAUAAGUGCAUAGCCUGUCAAGCCACUAAAUUACCAUCCAAAGAGACUGCAAAGCAGACCGGAACGCCAACUAAAAGUGGCAAACCAAGUCUUACUGCAUCAGGGACAGGCUUUGGAGACAAAUUUAAACCAGCAGCAGGAAUUUGGGAUUGUGAUACCUGUUUAGUGCAGAAUAAACCUGAAGCAGUCAAAUGUGUAGCCUGUGAAACACCAAAACCUGGCACUGGUGUUAAGCGGGUCCUCACGUUGCCAGUGACUUCAGAGAGUGCUGUAACUGUGACUGCCUCAUCUUCCACCUGUACUGUGACCACUGGUACCUUAGGAUUUGGCGAUAAGUUCAAAAGACCUUUGGGAUCUUGGGACUGUCCAGUGUGCUGCGUUUCCAAUAAUGCAAGCGACAAUAAGUGUGUUUGCUGUAUGUCUGAGAAAACAUUUGAAGGCUUUGGUACAUCGUCCACAUCUUCAAGCCCUGCAGCUUCAUCUUUCAAAUUUGGUAUCACAUCAUCCUCUUCUGGACCUUCACAGACUUUACCAAACACUGGAAAUUUCAAAUUUGGAGAUCAGGGAGGCUUCAAAAUAGGUGUGUCAUCAGAUUCGGGGAAUCCCACAAGUGGAGGCUUUGCAUUUUCUAAGCCCAUAGGAGAUUUUAAAUUUGGGGUUUCAUCUGAACCUAAAUCUGAAGAAGAUAAAAAAGACAGUAAGAAUGAUAAUUUUAAAUUUGGACUGCAUUCUGGUUUAACCAGUCCAGCUCCUGCAGCACCAUUUCAGUUUGGAGCAUCUAAGCUUGGGCAGCAAGAGAAGAAAGAAGAACUCCCUAAAUCCUUAUCAUCAGGCUUUAGUUUCGGUACAGGCGUUAUUAACCCUACUCCUGCUGCUACUAAUACCACAGUGACCUCUGAGAACAAAUUUGGUAACAUGGAACGUGUUUCCCUGCCAUCUGCCUCAGUGUUUGCUUUGGGAAGGACAGAGGAGAAACAGCAAGAGCCCGUCACUUCUACUUCUUUAGUGUUUGGGAAGAAAGCUGACAGUGAAGAGCCAAAGUGUCAACCAGUGUUUUCCUUUGGGAAUUCAGAGCAGACCAAAGAUGAAAGCUCUUCAAAGCCAACCUUUAGUUUUGGGGUGGCAAAACCUUCUGAGAAGGAAUCUGAACAGCCAGCAAAGACCACUUUUGCUUUUGGUGCUCAAGCUAGUACUACAACUGAUCAAGGAGCAGCCAAGCCAGUUUUCAGUUUUUUGAACAACAAUGCCUCUAAUUCCAGCACACCAGCCACUUCGGCUGGUGGUGUUGUAUUUGGUAGUUCAACUUCUUCCUCCAAUGCACCUGUGGCUGCCUUUGUGUUUGGACAGGCCAGCAAUCCUGUGAGCAGCUCUGCCUUUGGUAACUCUGCUGAAUCCAGUACAUCUCAGUCUUUGCUAUUUUCUCAGGAUAGCAAACCAGCAGCCACAUCUAGCACAGCCACAGCUGUCACCCCAUUUGUCUUUGGUCCAGGAGCCAGCAAUAGUACUACAGCAACCACUGGUUUCAACUUUGGAGCUACAAGUUCGGUUUUCCAGUUUGGUGGGAGCACUACAAAUUUCAACUUCACCAAUAACAAUCCAUCAGGGGUCUUCACAUUUGGGGCGAAUGCUGGCACACCUGCAGUCCCAGCCCCAACUCAGCCCUCUGGCUCAGGAGGAUUCUCAUUUAGCCAGCCUUCAGCAGCAGCAUUUACAUUGGGGUCAACUGGGAAAAAUCUGUUUUCUUCUUCUGGAACUUCACUUUCUGGUCGUAAAAUAAAGACUGCUGUUAGACGUAGGAAAUAA